GUGCAUCAUUACUAGCAUCGUUUUCAAUAUGACGAAAUUCAUGGUUGCCAGGCGUUGCCUGGAGGUGGCCACCGAUACGCUCAGUUCGACUGCCAGCACACUCACGCCCCGGUUAAAUGUGUCAUCUUCCUGGCGGAAUCAUCUCUACCUUCUUCGCUUGCGGCCACAUUCGUCCCGUUUGGCCGCCCGCAGUUACACCUCCCAGGCCGACAAUCGUAAACCGGCGACCAAAGACUUUGACGACGGUGAUCGUCCACCGCUCGAUCCGGAAGCGGUACAUGCGGAUCUGUUGCGCCGGUUAACGAAGUUGUACGAGCAGGAGGUGGCCCGGCAGUUGAUUGUGCCACCAUUUAAGCGUGCACUGCUGUACGGUGAGAAAGCGGCCAUCCGUGACCAGGCAGGAGAUUUUAGCUUCAUCCAGCUGUACGAAGCGGUUAAACGACUUGCGGCACAAAUAUCAAAAUGUUGUGGUAGCGCUUCCCAAUCGCGAGUGGCAUUCCUUUGCCCCAACAAUAUUACAUACGUGAUCAGCCAGUGGGCAUGUUGGUUUUCGGGACAAGUUGCUGUCCCGUUAAAUGCCAAAUAUCCGGCCGAUCUGCUCGAGUACUACAUCAAAGAUUCCGAUGCAUCCCUGCUGCUGACGACGCCGGAAUUUCUUCCCCUAGCGGAACCAUUGGCCGCAAAGCUGCAGAAACCCUUGCUGGUCGUAAAUCACGAGCUGAUCAAUGCAAACGGACCGACCAAUGGUGACACACCGUCACCACCCGUGGCGGACAUUUCCUACCUAGAUCCACGGAGAGAAAAUUUACUCCAGCUCAACGAUACGCUCGUGGUGGAAAGUGCCCUUAAUGGGGAGUUCUAUCGCGAUGCCAAUGCGCUGAUCCUGUACACAUCCGGGACGACGGGUAAACCGAAAGGUGUGGUGCUUAGUUACGCCAACCUAGAUGCCCAGCUGAACGCUCUGUCCCAUGCGUGGCAGGUAAGUGCGGCCGAUUCCGUGCUGCACACACUUCCACUGAACCACGUGCACGGUACGAUCAAUGCACUUAACUUGCCACUUGCGGUUGGGGCGAAGUGCGUUAUGCUGCCCAAGUUCGACAGCAGCAGCGUGUGGAGCUAUCUGCUAAACGUGAACAUGACCACCAAGGAGCGGGUGAACGUGUUUAUGGGUGUGCCGACCAUGUACGGCCUACUGAUCCGCGAGUACGACAGUGUGUUUGGCAAGAAUGCGCGCAUGUGCGAUUACGUGAAGACACACUGCAAGAACAAGAUCCGGCUGAUGAUUUCCGGUUCGGCGCCAUUGCCAGGGAACAUCUUUGAUCGCUGGAAUGAAAUCACUGGCCACCGGUUGCUGGAACGGUACGGCAUGACCGAAAUCGGUAUGGCCAUUUCGAACCCUUACCUGCAGGAUGGCGAAUGGCGCUGCCGAAAGCAGGGUUGCGUCGGUAUGCCAUUGCCCGGGGUUAGUGUGCGCAUUGUAGAACCCGAAACUGGACGGCAGCUUACGUUGGAGGGCCGGGAAAAUGAAGGCAUUUGGCAGACGUCAGCAGCAUCGGCGGAGAAGCCGCCGGCGCUCCCGGAGGAAUCUAUUGCCGGAGCACUGUACGUGAAGGGAAGUUCGGUAUUUCGUAGCUACUGGCAAAAGCCACAAGAAACAGCGUCCGAGUUCGACUCGGAAGGUUGGUUCCGGACGGGUGAUACAGCACAGUACGAACAGGGCACGAUACGCAUCCUCGGCCGCACCUCGGUCGAUAUAAUCAAAUCCGGUGGCUUUAAGCUGUCGGCGCUCGAGAUCGAAACGGCACUGCACGAACAUCCGGACACGAGCGAUGUGGCGGUACUCGGUUUGCCGGAUGAAACCUGGGGCCAGCGGGUGGUGGCCGUUAUCAGUUUGCCCGACCAACAGCAGCCACCAGAAUCGUUCAGCAUUCCGAAGCUGCUCGUCUGGCUGGAACAGAAGCUACCCAAGCAAGCCAUCCCGAAGGAGGUGCGAAUAGUGGAGGAAAUACCGCGCAAUGCAAUGGGCAAGAUUAACAAACGGGAGCUAAUUGAACGAUUGUACAGUGCGACGACACCACCGAGGAGCGACACAGCCAGCAAAGAACAAGAACAGAACGUUGACAAACCCUAA
Molecule: messenger RNA, 2131 nt
Organism: Anopheles maculipalpis
Lineage: Eukaryota; Metazoa; Arthropoda; Insecta; Diptera; Culicidae
Gene: Acsf3
Product: malonate--CoA ligase ACSF3, mitochondrial
Exons: 3
Coding region: 29-2131 (700 amino acids)
Biological process (GO): fatty acid metabolic process
Molecular function (GO): medium-chain fatty acid-CoA ligase activity
Source: RefSeq, a predicted model, not a curated record